Neodiprion virginianus is the source of this 2107-nucleotide messenger RNA. RefSeq names its product DNA helicase MCM9-like. The transcript is spliced from 11 exons. NCBI's taxonomy places the organism in Eukaryota, Metazoa, Arthropoda, Insecta, Hymenoptera, Diprionidae. The coding region runs from base 91 to 1983 and encodes 630 amino acids. Gene Ontology annotation, molecular function: ATP binding; ATP hydrolysis activity; single-stranded DNA helicase activity. The record is from RefSeq and is a predicted model, not a curated record. Gene Ontology annotation, biological process: DNA replication; double-strand break repair via homologous recombination. Gene Ontology annotation, cellular component: nucleus; MCM complex.
CAUGGUGUUUACAUCCUUGCAUGUACGAACUGUGAUCGAACAAUUCAAAUGCUUCCAAGACAAUUUGAAAUAACUCUGUAAGGAGUCGAAAUGCUUGAGAAAUACUUUUUAAAGCAUCACGAAGAUGAUUUGAUGAAGAUACUUGAAGCCGUUAACGAAAAUCAACAUUAUUCGAUACACGUGAAUUUUCUAUCCCUGGUUGAAACAGAUCAACAACUCGCCACUAAACUUUUACACAACCCUCGAGAAUAUUUGCCGCUCUGCGAUAAAUCCGCUAUAACAGCGCAGGAAAAAUUAUUUAACCCUGGACUGACAGUAAAACAGAAGAUUCAUACACGAAUAACAUCUUUUCCAAUAAAAGUAAACCAAAGUCCAAUUGGGGAGUUGAUUUCCACCUCGGGAAUCGCUGUGCGAAUAUCGCAGCCUACUGUAUUAAAAGUCUGUCAGAGGUACACCUGUCGUAAAUGUAAACACGUUACCAUUGUAGAGUUAGAAUGGGAAAGAAGGAAAUUCAAGGAGACCAAAGAAUGCGAUGCAUGUCACUCAAGAAGCAUCUUUACAGAUCCAACUUUGCAACAGAACGAUUGUUCAGAUUACCAAGAAGUGAAAAUUCAGGAGAAAUGUCAGAUUGACACAAGGGCUUCAUACGCUAGCGGAACUCGGAUAAUUCUUUUGGAUGACUUAGUUGAUAAAUGUAGACCCGGAGAUCACGUUGAUAUAUGUGGAAUAGUGAUAAGACAAUGGGGCUCGUUAACACCAGGUCAACGAGCUGAAGCAAGCACUGUGAUUAUGGCAAACAGCGUUACUGUCUCCAGUAAAAUGAACGAGGCUCAAUUCUCCACCAAUGAAGCGAAAGAGAUAUUUGCCAGGUAUUGGGAAGCUCACAAAGCGCAACCUUUGGUCGGUAGAGAUAUCAUACUUGGCUCACUUUGCCCUCAGAUCUAUGGUAUGUACAAUGUCAAAAAGGCACUUGCAGUUGUGCUUGCUGGUGGAGUAUCAAAGUCUCAAGAUUCUGGUACACGAAUCAGAGGUGAACCACACCUGUUAUUGAUUGGCGAUCCCGGAACCAGCAAAUCACAGCUUCUCCGCACCGCAGCUAGAUUAGCCUUGCGUUCUGUGUUAACAACUGGUAUCGGUUCAACUGCAGCUGGCCUAACAGCUGCUGCGAUCAAGGAUGAGGGAGGUUGGCAGUUGGAAGGUGGAGCAUUAGUAUUAGCUGACGGUGGAGUAUGUUGCAUUGAUGAAUUUUCUUCAAUGCGUUCACACGAUCAAGGAGCAAUCCACGAAGCGAUGGAACAGCAAACAAUAUCAGUAGCUAAAGCAGGGCUAGUAAGCACGCUGAAUUCUCGCUGUACGGUAAUUGCGGCGACUAAUCCUAUCGGAGGACACUGCAUUGAUGGAAAACAAGUUGUAACAUCUUUAGGAGAUGCUCUCCUAACCCGAUUUGAUUUGAUCUUGGUUCUAAGAGAUAAUCGGAAUGUAGAAUGGGACGAGAUGAUAGCAACUCAUAUUUUGAAAACAGCUCAGGAAUCGUCAGAAAAAAAAAUUACCAUUGGCCCGGAAAAACAGCUGAAUAUUUUGGAAACGGGUACCUUGUGGACAGAAGAAACGGUGAGGGACUAUUUCGCUUUGGUACAUACACUCAAACCUGUGAUAAGUCCAGAGGCGUCAGAAGUAAUUAGAGCCACUUAUCGAUACCACAGGUUGAAUCCAGAAAGAAGAGCAGAAAGAACAACUGUACGACUCUUAGAAAGCCUUGUUAGGUUAGCCGAGGGUCAUGCUCGUCUGAUGUACCGUACGCAAGUAGAAUUAAUGGAUGCUUUGGUAGCUGCACAAUUGGUGGGAACCGGUCCUAUGAAUUCUACUUAUAGCUCAACUGUUACUGGUCAUCGUUUUCCUGCAGAUCCAAUGGCCGAUUAUCGCAAAGAAGGGAUUGAUAUCCUCGACAAGCUCAACUUGGGACAUCUGAGUGUUCAACUGUGAUGAAUAUUUUCAACGGUUAAUUAGAUGAACAUGCAUUUGAUAAAUAAUAAAAGAACUGUUAAUUAUUAAUGUUAAUUACAGUACAAAUGCGAGUUAAAGAAAUCCACAAAGCUGUAUUCCUAAU